This is a messenger RNA of Vombatus ursinus (common wombat), 3181 nucleotides long. RefSeq names its product protocadherin beta-2-like. The transcript has a single exon. Gene Ontology annotation, molecular function: calcium ion binding. The record is from RefSeq and is a predicted model, not a curated record. Gene Ontology annotation, cellular component: plasma membrane. Gene Ontology annotation, biological process: homophilic cell-cell adhesion. Bases 139 to 2532 code for a protein of 797 amino acids. NCBI's taxonomy places the organism in Eukaryota, Metazoa, Chordata, Mammalia, Diprotodontia, Vombatidae.
GCAGAGAGGGAGCUUUGUUAGCUGCCCCUGGAGAAAGAGAUCGACUUUCCGUACCAGACAGACUAAAGUGGUAGCCUCUGGUGACCAUUUGCAAUCGAGCUGGGCUACACAGGCUGAGAGGAGGGGGCGAAAGGAAGAAUGGAACGAGAAGGAGCAAUGAUUCCGCAACAAAGGCAAGUUCUCUUUCUCCUUGUUCUGCUGGGUGUGUCUGGGGCGGCCUCAGAGCCGCAGCAGUUUUCAGUAGUGGAGGAGAUGGAGAGAGGCUCCUUUGUGGCCAAUGUGGCAAAGGCCUUGGGCCUGGAGAUGGGGGAGCUGUCAAACCGGGGGGCCAGAGUCGUUUUCAAAGGGAACAAAGAUUAUUUACAGCUGAACCAUAGAACUGGGGAUCUGCUCCUGAGAGAGAAACUGGAUCGGGAGGAGCUGUGCGGCCCCGCCGAACCCUGUGUGCUGCCUUUUCAGAUCUUACUGGAAAAGCCCUUUCAGAUUGUUCGGGCUGAACUGAUGGUGGAAGAUAUUAAUGAUCAUUCACCAGUGUUCCUAGACACUGAGGUGGUACUGAAAAUCUCGGAAAGCACUUCUCCCGGAACUGUAUUUGUACUAGAAAAUGCACAGGAUUUAGACGUAGGGAGCAACAGUCUCCAGAACUACACUAUCAGUCCCAACUCUCAUUUCCACAGUCAAAUUCGGAACAAUAGCAAGGGUAAGAGAUACCCAGAGCUUGUACUGGAUAAAGCCCUGGAUCGGGAGGAGCAAUCUGAGGUGAUUUUAACUCUCAUUGCAGUAGAUGGGGGAGCCCCACCAAAGUCUGGAACUAUCCAAGUCCGAAUCCUUGUAGUCGAUAUCAAUGACAAUGUUCCAGUGUUUACUCAGUCCCAGUAUGAGGUUCAGAUUCCUGAGAACAGUUCCAUUGGAUGCAAGGUUGUCACCAUUUCAGCAACAGAUUUAGACACAGGAAAUAAUGCAGAUAUAUCGUAUACAUUUUUGCAUGCUUCUGAAAACAUUCGUAAGACUUUUCAACUAACAGAAAAAUCUGGAGAACUUUAUUUAAAACAAAAACUAGAUUUUGAAUUAAUGCAGUAUUACGCCAUCGACAUUCAGGCCACAGAUGGUGGAGGUCUUUCGGCAGAAUGUACUGUUAUCGUUCAGGUGAUAGAUCUGAAUGACAAUCCUCCAGAGCUGACAAUGUCUUCAUUUAGCAAUCCCAUCCCAGAGAACUCUCCUGAGACAGCGGUCGCUGUUUUCAGGGUUUCCGAUCUUGACUCUGGAGAAAAUGGAAAGAUGAUUUGCUUCAUCCAAGAUGAUCUUCCCUUUGUCCUGAAAGCUUCUGUUGAGAACUUCUAUACAUUGGUAACUGAAGGAGAACUGGACAGAGAGAGCAGGGCUGAAUACAACAUCACUAUUACAGUCACAGAUUUGGGAUCUCCCAGGCUCAAAUCUGACCACAAUGUCACGGUGCUCAUCUCUGAUGUCAAUGAUAACCCUCCCAUGUUUUCUCAGAGAGUCUACAAAUUUUACCUCCGGGAGAACAACAGCCCUGCCCUACACAUUGGCAGUGUCAGUGCCAGUGACAGAGACUCAGGAAUCAAUGCCAAAGUCACCUACUCUCUGCUGCCUCCAGAGACUGGAGAACUGCCCCUCUUCUCCUACAUCUCCAUCAACUCAGACAAUGGCCAUCUCUAUGCUCUGAGAUCCCUGGAUUAUGAAGCCAUCCAAGCUUUCCAGUUCAUUGUGAGGGCAGCUGAUGGUGGUUCCCCAUCUCUGAGCAGCCAGACUCUAGUUCAGGUUUUGGUAGAAGAUGAGAAUGACAACUCUCCCUUUGUGCUGUACCCCCUUCAGAAUGGCACAGCUCCCUGCAAUGACCUGGUGCCCAGAGCUGCAGAGCCAGGUUAUCUGGUGACCAAGGUGGUGGCUGUGGAUAGGGACUGGGGACAGAAUUCCUGGCUUUCCUACCAGCUGUUCAAGGCCACAGACCCAGGACUCUUCACUUUGUGGGCCCACAAUGGGGAAGUUCGAACAGCAAGGCCCAUUAGUGACAGAGAUGCCAUCAAGCAGAGGCUCCUGGUGUUGGUGAAGGACAAUGGGCAGCCACCUCUAUCCACAAUGGCCACACUCAAUGUGCUCCUGGUGGAUGGUUUCUCUGAACCCUACAUGCAGUUCCCAGAUGCAGCUAAGGAGCAGGUCAAGAAUGACUUCCUUACCACCUACCUGGUCAUUUCCCUAGCCUCUGUCUCCAGUCUUUUCCUGGUCUCUGUUAUUGUGUUCAUCACCCUCCACCUGUGGAAGAGAAAAAGAGAUGCUACUAAUGGUGGUGAUUUUAAUUCAAAUGGCCCCUUCCCAGGUCACUUGGUGGAUGUCAGUGGAACAGGGACUUUGUCUCAGGGCUACCAGUAUGAGGUUUGCCUGACCAGUGGUUCAGGGACCAGUGAAUUUAAGUUCCUGAAGCCCAUUUUUCCUAGUCUUCCACCUGCUGAGGGAAGUGGGAAGGACCCUACUGAGAACUCACACUUGAGAAAUAGCUUUUGCUUCACUUAAUAUUUUGGUCUAUGUUUGAAUGGAUCAUCCUCCACCCUACUUCACCUUAUUGGUCUUCCUUCUUUCUGUAGCACAAAAAUACACUUUGUGAUAUCCCAUUUUAUUUUAAUAUCCAUCCUCUUUCCCAUUUUCCCAUUUUCCUCUUCUCUCUGCAUCCUUAGCCUGAAGAGCCUUCAUUCUUUUUGUCUUUUUAUUCUCCUUUUGUAUUGCUUUUUUUUUCUAGAUUACUCAUAUCUCUCAUUAGGUAUUUGGAAUAAGUGAACUUUAGCACAUUAUAAACUUAGAUUGUCACUGCUUAUGAUCAAGUAAUUUCAUACAUAUAUUGAACAUACUCAGUCUUGAUUUCUAUGGAAUUCUCUCCUUCAUGUAUCACUUGCUGUAUCAUGUUAGAAAAUGUUUUCCAAGGUUCAUCCUUUUCUUGAUGAACCAAUUGUGCUCCUCUUGAAUGGUAAUUCAGGUCCUAGUCAUUUGUAUUUUUCUCCUUUUCAUGCGCCUUUAUGUUAUCAAAAAUUUUCAAAGAGGUGCUAUGAUUUUACAACUUUGUUGCUGUAGUUACUAUAAUUUUACACACAACCAUAGUCUUUUUCUUUCAUGUUUAUGGAAUUCCAUUGGAUAAUAUUUUUAAACAAUGAGCUACAUUGAAAAUAUU